UAAUGGCCUCUGCAAAAUAUUUUGAGCGGAUAUUGGCCUUGGUAUUCGACUAUACAGAUAAUAAACUAUCAGCGGGCGAUUUAUUGCGCCUGCGUCAAGCUGUUCAGCUAUGCGCCCUCCGGCCAGACCAAUUCGGCGCCUUCUGGUUGCUAAUAGAGGGGAAAUUGCAAUCCGUAUUCUCCAAGCUGCUCGGGAGCUAAUCCCCAUGGAAGAUGGAGUUGCCAUUGAGACUUUUGCACCGUACACCGAAGGCGACCAGACACAUUGCGAUGUCGGUCGCCCGGACCAUCGUAUUCUGCUCCCCUCACCAGGGUCUUACAUGGACAUCUCGCUUCUCGUGAAUAUCGUCAAACAGCAUGCAAUUGAUGCUGUGCACCCGGGCUAUGGCUUUCUCAGUGAAAGUGCUGAUUUUGCUCGUCGCUUGUGGGAUGAUGCUGGUGCUGUCCUCGUUGGGCCCGGUUGGGAGAUUCUGGAGCAGAUGGGCAAUAAGCUCCAUGCUAAGACCCUUGCAGUUCGUUCUGGCGUGCCAGUGCUACCGGCCAUGGAGACUUCUAGUGGUGAUGUGAACGAAAUCGGGCAGUUUGCUAAUAAAGUCAAUUAUCCGGUCAUGAUCAAAGCAGUUGACGGUGGCGGCGGAAGAGGGAUUCGGUUAGUCAAAGCGGCGAGUGAGCUUUCAAAUGCCGUUAGUAGGGCUAAGGGAGAGUCGCCGUCGGGAACAGUGUUUGUAGAAAAGGCUGCUAUCAAUGGAUUCCAUCACGUGGAAGUUCAGAUUAUCGGUGACGGGACUGGUCGUGUGAGGCAUCUCUGGGAGAGAGAUUGCAGUGUGCAACGACGGUUUCAGAAGAUUGUUGAGUAUGCGCCGUCGGUGAGUUGUGAUCGUGAGACUAUCCGGGAUGUUAUCGAUGCAGCCGUUAAGAUGGCUAGUGAUGUUCACUAUUUUUCAUUAGGAACAUUCGAGUUCCUUGUCCAUGAAAGUUCGAAAGAAUUCUUUUUCUUAGAGAUAAACCCACGAUUACAAGUCGAGCACACGAUAACAGAGUGUAUCUCCGGCAUCGAUUUAGUACAGACGCAACUUCUACUAGCUCAAGGGCUGUCUUUAGACAAGCUUGGACUUGGUGAUAUGCAGGAUCCGUACACGCCGCCCAAACAGUGCUCUAUUCAACUAAGACUUUGUGCUGAAGUACCCGAGUCCGAUUUCUCCUUAAGCAUUGGCAACAUUACUCAGUUUGUACUUCCUAGGGGAAACGGUGUGCGAGUCGAUACUCACUUUUCAUCAACCUCGCCUACUUUAAUUGGCUUCGAUUUUGAUAACUUACUAGCCAAGAUAAUCGUCACAGCUGCGGAUUGGAAUACUGCUAUCCUCAAAGCACGUCGAGCGCUGGGAGAUAUUAUAGUAUCUGGAGUGAAAACGAACCUAGAUCUUUUAAGAGCGAUCAUUGACAGUGACUUCCUUGUGUAUGGGAACCCAGACACUCAAUGGCUUGAACGCAAUCUACCUAGUCUGCUCAGCACUAGUCAAAGGCUGUCUGAAAAAGCCAAGAGUCCCAAUUUAUCAAGCUCAACCAACUCACUGCCGCAAGGAAAUCUAGUAGCCGCAUCCUCGAGCGUCCUUUUCCGCAAAGGUGACGCCUGGUCCCUGACCCUAGAGCCGCUUUCCGAACCCAAUCCGAAUGGAAACCCCUCUUCUGACAAAACACUCCAAAGUCACAUUCUACUCAAGCGUGUUCUUCGCAACGAGUUUCCUUCUUCUCUCACAGCUGAAGUCGAAUAUACAGCUUCAUCGUCCUCGUCCCCGUCGACGACUCCAUACCGACUACAUCUAACUGAGACAAACGCGUCUUCCUCAGCAAUUACCUCGGCAUCGCACCGACGGGGCGACCCAUCAAAUCCAGCUCAUCUAGUAUCCCCGCUCUCGGGCAAGCUUUUGGAGGUUCUCGUGGCAGAAGGGGACGAGAUUGCCCAGGAUCAAGUUGUUGCUUAUAUCAAACAGAUGAAGAUGGAGCUGGAAGUCAGAAGUCACCGAUCGGGUGUUGUCAAGUGGGUCGUUGAAGUUGAUCUAGACUCACAUAGCCAAGGAAUUGAUGUUGCGGAGGGACAUCUUUUGCUUGAGUUGGAGGAUAGUAGUAAGGAACAUGGCCAGCGACAAUCGAUCAACACUAGGGGGAAGCUAUGAGAAAUUACGUAGACCUGUUGAGUAUAUAGAGAAGUUAGUAUCUUUUGUAUAGUUCCCAUAUAAUUAGUUGGCCCCAUAAUCGUGCUCGCCGUAAGGAGACUUUCGGCCGCCUCGGAAACUUUUCGUUAUUUGGAAUAAACACAAUCAAGGCAAGUACUGCAAUAAACAAAUGAUUUAUGGUUGGCGUUCUUUUUUAAGUUCAAAUAUUCAGUGGAGUGACGUUACAUGCUCUAGG
This is a messenger RNA of Talaromyces proteolyticus, 2408 nucleotides long. RefSeq names its product PycA protein. The record is from RefSeq and is a predicted model, not a curated record. NCBI's taxonomy places the organism in Eukaryota, Fungi, Ascomycota, Eurotiomycetes, Eurotiales, Trichocomaceae. Gene Ontology annotation, molecular function: ATP binding; metal ion binding. Bases 110 to 2173 code for a protein of 687 amino acids. The transcript has 3 exons.